AUGUUUUCUGAAAAGAUUUCUUAUUGGAUGGGCUCCAUUUCAGAUGAUCCCAUCGUCGGCUUAUAUAAUACUUCAACUGGUCAAUCUACGGGUGGUUAUAAUGGCAGAUAUUCGAAUUCUGCUGAAGAUCCUCCAAACGCUAUUGAUGGUUUGUUAAACACGAAAUGUCUUAAUUUUGGAGUUCAAGAUAACGAUGGCUUCAUGUUAUAUAAUCCUGGAGUAAAUACUUUUUUUUUUGUAACGCCGACAAUAAGUAAUGCUUCUGUGGCUGUUGCUCUUCUUUUUGCAACUGCAGAUGAGUUUCCAUAUCGUGAUCCACUUACAGUAACUCUCGAAGGAACAAAUGCAACAGAUGUCGAAGCACUUCAUCUCGGCUCAAGUUGGACAUUGAUAUACAGUGGUCCAACAGGUAUUGAUCCUGCUCGCAAUACAUAUAUGCAACAACAAGAUUUCUCGAAUACGAUUGCUUUUAGAAGUUAUCGACUACUUGUUACUUCGCAAGAAGGUCUUAGCAAUUCUGUUCAAUACACCGAAGCUCAAAUCUUAGGUCAUGUUUGA
Rotaria sordida is the source of this 558-nucleotide messenger RNA. Lineage: Eukaryota; Metazoa; Rotifera; Eurotatoria; Philodinida; Philodinidae. The record is from the annotation of a GenBank genome assembly.